Messenger RNA from Solanum dulcamara, 465 nucleotides. RefSeq lists its product as uncharacterized. The transcript is spliced from 2 exons. NCBI's taxonomy places the organism in Eukaryota, Viridiplantae, Streptophyta, Magnoliopsida, Solanales, Solanaceae. The coding region runs from base 1 to 465 and encodes 154 amino acids. Gene Ontology annotation, molecular function: nucleic acid binding. The record is from RefSeq and is a predicted model, not a curated record.
AUGGUGAAUGCAAAUGAAAAGGAUUGGUCAAAGAAGCUUGAUGACGCUCUAUGGGCUUACCGCACUACAUUCAAGACUCAUAUAGGUAUAUCACCUUAUCAACUUGUCUUUGGAAAAUCAUGUCAUCUGCCCGUAGAGCUGGAACACAAAGCCAUGUGGGUGUUGAAGAAGUUGAAUAUGGAUUGGGAUACCGCAUCAAAGCAAAGGAUGAAUCAAAUAAAUGAGCUUGAUAAGUUUUGCCUAAAUGCAUAUGAGAGUGCAGCCUUGAUGCAUUUAUUUCUUGGCAAAGUCAAGUCAAAGUGGUUAGGACUACUACAAGUGAGUCAAGUUUUUCCGCAUGGGAAAAUCGAGCUAGAGAAGAAGGAUGAAACGAAAUUAAAAGUUAAUGGUCAAAGGAUCAAAGCAUACAUGGGCACAGAGGAUGAGAUCAAUACUGUGGAAGCAUGGAAGCUUAGUGAAGUCUGA